Messenger RNA from Boleophthalmus pectinirostris (great blue-spotted mudskipper), 2478 nucleotides. It is a transcript of the gene casp9, whose product is annotated as caspase 9, apoptosis-related cysteine peptidase. Gene Ontology annotation, cellular component: cytoplasm. Gene Ontology annotation, biological process: proteolysis; apoptotic process; regulation of apoptotic process. The record is from RefSeq and is a predicted model, not a curated record. The transcript is spliced from 10 exons. Bases 176 to 1537 code for a protein of 453 amino acids. NCBI's taxonomy places the organism in Eukaryota, Metazoa, Chordata, Actinopteri, Gobiiformes, Gobiidae.
UAAACACGGAAGUAGAGCUCGUAAUGAGUGUGAAAGCUGUAAACAAAAAAGGAAACCUGCCUUAUUUUUGAACUACAAAUUAGAAUUACGUGUUUUGAUUAGAGAUCAGCCAUAUAAAUUAAGCUAUUGGGAGUUUUUACGUGUGCAUGUUGAGUUUUUGUUUUGAAGGAGGGAAAUGGACGAAAGGCACAAAAAGAUUCUUCAACGUAACAGGACGAACCUGGUAAAAGAACUGGAGCCGUCGAGUCUGUACGAUCUGCUGCUGGAGAAGAGAGUUUUCACUCAGGACAUGAUCGACGAGAUUCAGAGCGCAGGCACCAGGCGGGACCAGGCGCGGCAGCUUGUGCGGGACCUUGAGACUCGUGGGAGCAGAGCUUUCCCAUUGUUUCUGGAGAGUCUGGAGGAGACGGGGCAGGUGAGACUGGUCCAAGCCUUGAGGGAUGGCUCCUCUCUGGGCACACUACAGCCUUCAGCCCCCCCUGUGCUCCGGCCCACGCUCCAGCCUCUGCCCAUAGGUGAGGGAGUGUCCCUGAUGGAUGUGGACGAGAAAAUAAUAAUACCUCCCAUUCCCAUUCCUCCCAUUCCUCCCAUUCCUCCCAUUUCUCCGAUGCAGAAACGCAGCACCACUCCAACUCCCUCUCCUGAAGGAGACGUCCUUAGACCAAAACCGCAGAGAACACGCAAAGACAGUAUUCAGUCUUACAAAAUGGACGCCACUCCCUGCGGUCACUGCCUGAUCAUAAACAAUGUGGAGUUUGAGCAGAAAAGUGACCUGAACAAUCGCACCGGGUCAAACGUCGACUGUGACAAACUCCAGAGACGAUUCACUAACCUCAACUUCAUUGUAGAAGUCAAAACCAACCUCAGACAGAAGCAAAUCCGACAGGAGCUCUCGGCCCUGUCAAAGAAGGACCACUCUGUGUUUGACUGUUGUGUCGUCAUCAUUCUGUCCCAUGGGACUGAGGUGAGUCAUAACCGCUUCCCUGGGGCGGUGUACGGAGUGGACGGGCUCUAUGUCCCAGUGCAGCACGUCACUAACUUCCUGAACGGUCAGCACUGCCCCUCCCUGCAGGGCAAACCCAAGCUCUUCUUCAUCCAGGCCUGUGGAGGAGGUGAGAAGGACACAGGCUUUGAGUUCUCCCCUGAGGAUGAGACAGCGCCCUCGUGUGGUGGAGGAGAGGACAAUCAGACUGACGCUAUCCCCACGUCGUCCAGCAGUGACUCUCUGAGCAUGUCCGACGAACCUGACGCUAGAGUCUCACUGCCCACGCCCAGUGACAUCCUCGUCUCAUACUCCACCUUCCCUGGUUACGUGUCGUGGAGGGACACUCAGGCUGGUUCCUGGUACGUGGAGACUCUGGAUCGAGUGCUUUCAGAAAACGCUUCCACAGACGACCUGGUCACUAUGCUCAUGAUGGUGAAUCAUGAGGUGUCUCAGAACUCAGCCAAAGGUCUGUACAAACAGAUGCCCGGCUCCUUCAACUUCCUCCGAAAACUCUUCUACUUUCAACCACGAGCUCAGGAGCAUCAAAGUUAGCACCGCUACCAUAGCAACGCCAGCAUCUUUUGAUACAGAGACAAAAUAAGAAUUUACGAUUUAAAAGAUUGUUUGAGAUUCAGAAAAAAACUGUUAUUGCCAUUGUGAAUGACUGUGCAACAUAAUGAAUAAUGUACAUAUGAAUGAUGUACAUAUUUAAAGGGCCAUUACGCUACUUUCUGAUCUAUGUUCAAAUGUUGUUUUCUCAUCACAAACAGAGCCCAAAGUCUGUGAGAUUUUCUCUCAAAUGGAAAACACUGUGUUCCACUUUGUGAUGUCAUGUGGUAAAACAGCUCCACUGUGUUUUUUAAACACCUUACACCUUCGCUAGAAUCAUUUGGAUCAGUCCUGAAGUGACUGUCUUUACUGAACUAAAGGUAAAAGGAGAUGUCAACUUGAAAACUACCACUUUAUGACAUCACAAGGUGGAACAGAGCAUUUUGAGCUUUGUAGAUGUAGCCAGAUUAAUAAUAAAGGGUUACUCAAACAUGUGAAUGAAACAAAACACAACUCCAGGUCUGUUUUGGAGGAGGGAACAGUAUUCUAACAGGACUUAAAGUUCACAAGAGUCACUUUUGUGUCAUAUAGGAUCUUUAAGAUUUCUUUGUUUUGCAAGAGCAUUUUUACUGUGAUUGGAUAUAAAUACUGGAUUCAAGAAGCCAGACUGUCUCAGAGCAAAAUAAAAAAGAUGAAAAUGUGCAAUUUUUACUUACUUUAAAAUGAUUUAAAUCCAGCUUGUAUUUGUGACUCUGUGACAAUCGUGUACUGUUUUGUGUACAUUUGUAAUGUUCAAACUACAGGGACUUUUAAUUUAGAUUAAAAUAGGGCUUUUUCAUUUUUGAAAACUACUGAAAUUUUGACUUGGAUCAUUUUUUGUAUGUAAUUGUGAAAUAUAUAACAAUGUUUAAAGUGGAACUAAAUAAUAAAUCCACUUGUUGUUA